Molecule: messenger RNA, 2575 nt
Organism: Aspergillus nidulans FGSC A4
Lineage: Eukaryota; Fungi; Ascomycota; Eurotiomycetes; Eurotiales; Aspergillaceae
Product: pentatricopeptide repeat protein
Exons: 1
Coding region: 1-2451 (816 amino acids)
Source: RefSeq, a predicted model, not a curated record
AUGCCUCAGCCCAAUAAGUCCCAGAGCCCACCACACCUGCGAUCUCUUUCUUCGCAGGGGUCGAUUACGGGCUUGCCCUCCGACUAUACGCCUAUGCGUUACCAGUCAUUCUUCUUCUCCAAUGUUUCUGCCCGGCGAAUCGGCUCCUCUCAACGUGCUCGACCGGUCGCGACUUCUAUAGCGGAUAUAUUUGUCCGCUCAUUGGUGGUAGCUGGCUACUGUCACAAACAUUCUCCUCGAAGCAGGGCAAUUAGCACAACAUCUGCCAAAGCUUCGCGGGGAUUGACGGGGGAUUGGGAGGACAGGGGCCUGGGGAGAAGCCGCAGGCGGACCCUGGCCAAACAUCCACCGGGUUUUAUGACCCAAAUUGAGAAUUUAGGAGUACGUCGAUCAAAAACACAACGCAUAUUCAGUUCUACUGUCGCACAGCGGGUGGAGAUCUAUGAUUCGCAAGACCAUCGGAUACAUCAAACAUCCACACGCCAUUCUUCCCGCAGCACACCCGUUAACUACGCGAGGCCGAGCAAUACAGCCUGCACCGAAAAUGCUUCUCGACCACUGCAGCGCGAAGGAACAAAUUCCGGCCGAUCACACGGUAGCAUUGUCCCUCAUGAGGAUUGGGAGCGCGUCAAGAGUCGCGGCCCAGCACACGAGGUGGCCCACAAGCAAGAAACCUCAUGGCUUACAGACAGGGAAAAGAGCUACAAGAGCUCCGCGAAGGAAUUAUAUGAGCAGACGUCCGAGAUAUACCAGGAAUUGUUAGGAGAUCAGGCCUGGAGGGAGGCUGCCGACGCUGCUGCCGCGUUUGAACAUUUUCCAGCACAGUUCGAUGAUACGAAAAGUUCUGAUGAUCUCAAUUCCGUCCGAAAACUAGAAGAACAUCUUGGGGAUAAGACAAAGGCGAAUCAUUACAUAUUUACGCUUUACAGAGAACUUCCUUCUCCUGGGGUGAGGCAUCUCUCAAAGCGGUCCCGCGGUCUGCUUCUACGCAGGUUCGCCGAUCCUCCAGGCCGUCGUUGGGUUGAUGCUAGACGUUAUUUAGCAUUGGUGGAAGAUAUGUUGGCUGCCGGCCUUCCACUAUCUCGGUCACUUUGGUCCUCCGCUAUCCACCUGGCAGGUCGAUCGACGGGCAAGGUGACUAAAUUCGACUUGGUGCGGGCGGUUGGCAUAUGGAAUCAAAUGGAGCAUUUGGCAGGAAUCAGAUCAGACAGCGUCGUCUUCACAAUUUUAUUCGAUAUAGCUGCCAAAGCAGGCCAAUUCACCGUCGCCGAGCGCUUAAUAAAAGAAAUGGAGAGAAGGCAGAUAAAGUUUGGUCGCGCCGGGAAGGUCACCAAUAUCUUCUAUAAUGGUUUAUUGGGGGAUGUUGAUGGUGUUUGUCGGGCUUUUGACGAGUUUGUGGAAAGCGGAGAGAUAGUCGAUACUGCGGUGAUGAACUGUCUUAUGACAUCCUUUCUCAAAGCUGGCGAAACAGAAUCUGCGAUGCAGAUCUACCAGCAACUAUUACAGAAUCAGCCCACUACGAAUCUCGCGCGACAGAACCUCACAUCGGAGCUCAUUGCUUAUCGGAAAAGCUCUAAGAAACUGGGUCGCGUGCUGCAGGCCUCGGCGUCUCUGAAAGGCCGUCUCCCACAACACCACCAGGCCCUUCAAGAAGCCCUCGUGGUAGGCCCUGAUACGAGGACCUUCCAUAUACUGCUUAGUCACCAUGCCUACAAAUCUGGGGAUCUGGGAGCGUUUGAGUCCGUUCUCGAGGAUAUGGAGAAGGUCUUUCCUGUACCACCACGUGGCAUGAUCUACUUGCUGCUUUUUGAGGGAUUCGCUCGCCAUGGGCGACAUAAGAGAGGCUGGACUGCAGAAAAGCUGCGGAUGGCCUGGAGAGCCUAUCUUCGGGCACUCUAUGAAUCCAAGACUAGAAUCCAGCAUCGAUCAUUUGCUUUACCCCCAUCUUUUGUAUGGGAGAACCCGCUGAGAGACGAUGGCGCAACAGCCCCACCUGUUUUGGUGGACAGUUCUAUCGAAUUAUACACACCCUUGCCGAUCGCUCCAUCAAGCACGCGAGGUCCAGCGUCGAAACCUCCAGCACAAGACGAACACCAAUCAAGCGUACAGGAGGACCUCAUAGAUAUCCUUGACCAAGAUCCACUAGAUCUUGACGUCCACAUCGACAUACCAACGGACCUGACCCAGGAACGCCCACGCGAAGGAGACACCCUAGGAUUGCUGGAACACCGACUUGAAAAUGGCGUUUUCCUAGGCCGGCGAAUGAUCCUGAUCAUCCUACGCGCAUUUGGCGCCUGUUGCGGGCCCGACGAUAUCAUGGAGGCCUGGCUUCGCAUGGAGAGCAUAUGGCAGCCCGAAAAGCGCAGGGGGACUGAUGUAAUAGCCGUCAAGGAGGAACUGGAGCUGCAACUGAAUAGAGCCCGUCGCCGCGUCGGUCCGGGAUUGAAAUAGCAUUUGUGUACAUUAAACUCAUUGUUCAGCCUCCAUCCAUGCGAGCUUUUAUAUAUUGUUGCUCAAAUGAUCCUGUACUUUAGCGUUAGUAAUAGAUUACAAUAUUAGACUUGAGAUACACCUU